This is a messenger RNA of Zea mays, 1540 nucleotides long. RefSeq names its product glutathione S-transferase T3-like. The record is from RefSeq and is a predicted model, not a curated record. Bases 32 to 1303 code for a protein of 423 amino acids. The transcript is spliced from 2 exons. Lineage: Eukaryota; Viridiplantae; Streptophyta; Magnoliopsida; Poales; Poaceae.
CCCAGCAAACAAUGCCACUUCUUCACAGCCCAUGUCAAAUGCCUCAAGUGGCCAGCAGUUUCCUCCUCCACACCCUUUAUGGCCUACGGGUUACAUGCAGCAGAGUGGUAUGGAUUGUAACUUUAUGGGAAACCUCAAUUUUCCAAACCCUGGUCAAGGUCCGACAACAAUGUGGGCACCCAUGCAGACAGGACAUAGUACUUCCCAAUCUACCAUGAUUCCGGCCUCACAAUCAGCUAUGUACUGGAAUCAUUACUUGAACUUUGUCAGGAAUCCUCUUGGGUCAGCUGAAGUAAAUCCAUUUCCUGAUUCCAUUCCACCUUCCAAUACUAGUACACCAUUGCAGGGUUCCAAUACUAUACCUUCAUUACCUGUGAACUUGGACUCAGAUGCUGAACACAGUGUUCAUGACAUCAAUAGUCCUGAAAAGAAUGCACCUCCUGUGCAGAAACCCAAGAAGUCUAAGGAACAAAACUUUACUGGGCCUGAAGAUCUUCUCCUUUGCACAACCUGGUUGCAAAUAAGCAGUGACCCUGUUGUGCACACUGGCCAACGUAGGGAGGGGCUUUGGGCUAGAAUUGAAAAAAGAUACAACGAACAGAGGGGCAAGUUUCCUUGUAGAGUGAACAGAGCCCUUAGCAGCAGAUGGGACAAGAUUAGAGCAGAUGUUAGUAAGUUCUCUGGCUACUACGCAAGAGUUCUAAGAGAGAAACAAAGUGGCUUAACUGAUGACGACAAGACAUCCAAGGCGGCAACAUUGUUUGCACACGAGGAGAACAAACCUUUCCAGUACAUGCAUUGCUGGCACCAACUCAAGGGAGAACCCAAAUGGGAGAGCAUUUGUAGUGGACAAUCGUUCCGCGGAUUGAAUGCAAAUCCAAUUGGCUCUACAGGUACUCCAUAUGUUGACGCUACUGAAACUGAUAGUGCAUCUGCUGGUUUGACAGGAAAACGACCGCGUGGUCGUGAUUUUAGUAAAUCAGAGAGAAACAAACCUGCAUCUUCCUCAUCUCUAGAGUACCUUAGCCGUUUGCAAGAAAUAACUGAAAAACAAAUUCAGAGGUCCAUAGAAAAGGGUGAAAAGAAAGAGAAGUGCUCACAAGAAGACAGAGAAAUGGAGAAAAAGAGGUUGGAAUUGGAAGCACAAAAGGUCAUCAUACGACAAAGGGAAUUGAAACUUCAAGAACUAGAUUCUGCUGAAAAAAGAUUGCAAAGGCUGGAGGCAACAAAUGAAGAAGAUGUCGAUCCCGAAGUCUGGAUUAUGAUGAAAGAACAAAAAAAAGUUGCAACAAUUCAUAUUUAGUUUUGAGUAAACGAUAUAUUCGGUGACUCAGAACUUGAGCUUGUUCACGAAACCGGUUUGCAUUAUUUGUUUAAGUCAUGGUGAAAUUUGUUUGUGAGACGAUUAUAUUUUUGUUCGAACCAUAAGUCGUGAAGGACAGUUGUGGUGUCACUUAUGUUGUAUCGUGUUGUUAUACACAGUAAUUAUUUGUGAGUGAUGUGAACAUGUUUCAUUAAAGUUUGAUAAAUUUGUUUGUCA